Cladophialophora yegresii CBS 114405 is the source of this 723-nucleotide messenger RNA. RefSeq lists its product as uncharacterized. The transcript has a single exon. NCBI's taxonomy places the organism in Eukaryota, Fungi, Ascomycota, Eurotiomycetes, Chaetothyriales, Herpotrichiellaceae. Bases 1 to 723 code for a protein of 240 amino acids. The record is from RefSeq and is a predicted model, not a curated record.
AUGUCAAGGCGUCCAGCCGAGCUUGAGUCCGUCAACCUGGCUGCUUUGUCGUCGAUUGUGGAGGCGUUCCGAGCAGCACUAAAGGCCUCAUCCAAGCUUGCCGCGUCGUGGGGAACAGGUGGUAUCGUCACAAGAUUCGCUGCCAUGGUUGCAACCGACACCGAUAAGGACGAGUGCACUGGCACGAUGGCCUUCUGGGCCGACAUCGACGCCGAAUACGUGCUGAAGUACCAAAGAUGGCACAACUGUGAGCAUAUGCCGGAGCGGCUUUCCAUCCCUGGCUUCGUCGAAGGUCGAAGAUACCGCGCGCUUGACGACAGGUCGCACUUCUUGAUGUUCUAUGAUACACACUCCACAUCGGUCCUUUCGUCAGAAGCAUAUAUGGCUGCUCUCAACAAACCGACGCCGUGGACCCGCGAGGCUCUGACGCAUUUUCGGAACCCAACCCGAGGCAUCUUCUCGAGACUGACUGCUGUUGGCCGCUCAAGGAAGUUCGCUGCUCCGUACAUCACGUCGCUGCGCUUCGAUCUGCCUGACGAAGACACAGAAGCCAUUUACGCUCGGUCUUGGGUGCAAGCAGCCUCAGAAGCGGACAACGUCGAACGCGUCGGACUGUACAAGGCCCACGUUGCGAUAGGAGACACGGGCACCUCGGAACAAAACGUCCACGGUGGCGGUCCUGGAAAGCAGGCAUAUCUCGUCCUCAUCGAGGAAUCUGAUUGA